UUCGCCAUCAAAAUGGCGUCAUCGAAGGAAACCUAUUGUUUGUGUGGUCAACCAUAUAAUAUUGGACAAUUUAUGAUAGAAUGUGACUGCUGCCGCGAAUGGUUUCACGGGAGCUGUGUUGAUGUAAAAAUAUACCACUCAGAUGAUAUAGACAAGUAUCACUGCCCAAAAUGUGCGGAAACCUAUGGACCCUCUGUGUUGAAAAUCCCCACCAACAAUCACCGAGCAGACAGAUACGAGAUUGGGGCAGAAACUCGGGCCUCCCAAGCUGGAACUCCAGCCUGGGUGAGAGCCCUGGCCGCCCGUCCCCUGCGCCCAACCUCUGCAUCACUGCAACAGAUGAGACCACAACAUUUCACAGAAGAGUUUGUCAGAGAUAAUGGCUUCACCCGGCCAGUGAUAUUCAACACCAUUGAGGGUUUAGACAUGAAGGUACCAAAUGCUGCGACUUUCAACGUAAGAUCCGUGCUGAGAUAUUGCGGGGCACAGAUGGAGGUGGAAGUGAUAGACGUUCGCAAGCAGUCGACCCUCCGGAUGCCGCUAGCAGACUACGUGGAUUACUUCGAGACCCCGCCUGAACACCGCGACGAGAAAGUGCUGAAUGUGCUCAGUUUGGAGUUCACUGACACCAACAUGUGCGCGCUGGUGUCGCCGCCCGGCCUGGCGCGGCGGCUGGACUGGGCGCAGGGCGCGUGGCCGGCGGGCGGCGAGCCCGCGCGCCCGGCCGUGCAGCGCUACUGCCUGAUGUCGGCGCGCGCCUCCUACACCGACUUCCACGUGGACUUCGGCGGCACCACCGUGUGGUACCACGUGCUGCACGGCCGGAAGAUAUUCUACCUCAUCCCGCCUACAACCACAAACUUGGCGUUGUACCAGCAGUGGAGCGCUGCUAACAAUCAGACUGAAAGAUUCUUUGGUGAUAUGGUGGAAUGGUACGGCACGGCGGAGCUGGGCGCCGGCGAGACGUUGUUCAUCCCCACGGGCUGGAUCCACGCCGUGUACACGCCGUGCGACUCGCUGGUGUUCGGCGGAAACUUCCUGCAUUCCUACGCGAUCGAAAUGCAGUUGCAGAUCUACGAAAUCGAGGGUCGCGUGGAGACGCCGAUGAUGUUCAGAUACCCUCUGUUCGAAGCGCUGCACUGGUACGCGGCGGCUCAGUUGUUGACAACCCUGCGACGGCAUAACGAAGAGACACAGGAUGAAGACUUCACAAUAAGUGAGAGCUGCGUGACGACUCCUCCUGCGGAACUGCCCGCCCUGUUGCUGAGGGGGAUCAAGAUAUUGGCUAAUGCCCUCAAGGAGUGGCACGCACUCAAAAGUACGGAUUCGUCAAAACGUGACAAUGUACCCAAAUGCUUGAACUCCGGGCAACUUGUCAGGGAGUUAUGCAAGGAGUUGCGCACUUUGGAGAAGCGGAGUACUAGUAAUAAGGAUAAGGAUUCAAAAGGCAAGAAUGUCUCACCUAACAAAGCACACAGUAAAAAACAAGCCACACCAAAAAAAUCACUGAAACUGACAUUACCCAAACCAAUAAUGCAUAUGCAACCGAACGGUGAUUUUGAUGACAAAGUGUACCCUGAGAAAUUCUACGUAGACAAUAAAGAGGUUGUCUACCCCGAACGAUUCAUACAGGAUGUUAAAUAUGUAACUAGUGAUGUCAAAUAUGUAAACAGUGGUGUUAAAUAUGUGGACAAUAGUGUUAAGUACAUAGACAGUGGUGUUAAAUUUGUGGACAAUAACGUUAAAUAUGUGGAAAACGAUGUUAAAGUUGUGACUGGCGAAGUUAAGUUUAUGAACGGCGUACCUGAUGUUAAAUAUAGUUUGGAGAAGGAGUUUUCUGAAAAAUAUGCAUACCAGAACUAUGAAGAGGUCACAUAUCAGGAUGGGAAUGGGUAUGUGGACAGACAGGACAAGAAAACUGCCUUGAAAAUUAAGUUGAACAACUCGCCAUCAUCAUCACGCGAGGAACCUCCACCAUACAGCCUCCCGGAACAUUCAAUCCUCAAAUCCCAUCUAAUAAGAACAGAGCGCACCCUCAAGCCCAUCCAGCAAUGGACAAUAUCGAAGAAGGAUAUUGGGGACUACCACGAGGAGCAGAUCCUGUUCACCAAUGAGAACCUGCAGACCAACAUACGGGUUGAGGGGCAGGAGAUGAACUAUGGGGCAGGAAUGUAUUCAGCAGAGGACAUGCAGCAAGAGUACCAGUACGGCGACACCGCGCGCGCUGGGUACCAGCAGAUUUACCAGCAACCCGACCUGGCCUACAGCGAGCCCUCCUAUCAGCGAUACCCUGAAGUGGAACACCAGCAGGCGGCGAGCUACAGUGGCAACCCGGCGACGUUCGCCCACACCCAGCUGCCGUCGUACGACGCGGCGGUCGCCCACCAGUAUCAAACCACCAACUAUGUGGUGGAAGAACAAAAGCCAGUCGUGCCAGCGCCACCGGCGAACGAGAGUCCGCUACCGGUACGCAGGUCCGAGCGUCCGGUACGCAGGCGCGUGUCCAGUACGUACGAGUACGAAGACGCGGACUUGUAUAUAGACGAGGCUCCGCCUCCCACGCGGCGGAGGGCCCCCAAGCCACGCCAUCAAAGGCACCAGGCGCAUAGGAACCCAGCAACAAACAGCAGCGCGUACCGACAACAACAGCAACCCCCGCCGCAGCCGGUGCCGGCGGCGCGGCCGGUGCCCGCCAACGGCAUCGAGUCGCUCAUCCAGGCAUCCGUCUUGGCCGAAGACCAGCCCGUUAAUGACACCGAGGACGCAGCGGUGGCCGGUAUGCUGAGUAUAAGUGAACAGCGGUACGAGGCACCUCCCAGGACCUUCGGCCUGGCGAUAGAACCUCCUGUACGGACCACGGAUACCUCGAGAGUUGAAAGCAGUAGUAGCGGAGGUCGGUCGCGCGCGCGGAAAGCGCCCAGCGGCGCCGACGAGGAUGAAUAUGACGAAGAGGAUGUCAUAAAGGAGGUGCAUCGAGACGAAGAGUAUGUGUACCCGUCGCUGGAGAUGAGCUCGGACGAAGACGAGGACUGGACGGUGCGGCGGCGGCGAGCGCCUCGCAACAGAACCGAUAGCAAAAGUAAAUCUGAGAAGGACGAGUCGUGGUCGCCGCGCGCGCGGCUGGGCCGCGUGGUGCCGCGGCUGCGCGGGCCGGCGCGCUCGGCCGUGCGGCGCGAGUGCGUGCGCGCCGCACUGCACGCCGCGGCCGUCAGCACCGCGCACGACAAGCACGCGCACGACAAGCACGACAAGCACCAUCCGCAGAGCGCGAAGCGAGCGGUGCUAGCAACAAAGAGCAAGCGACCGCCGCCUCCGGUACACACACCCGCAAGUAGCAAAAAUCUAAGACUGAAAAAGGGUAUGAAGACGGCGAAGCAGCGUCUCGGAAAAAUCCUCAAAAUACACAAAAUGAUAUAUUAGUUUAAUUAAAUAAUGAAUUAAUGUAAACAUAGUUAAUUGUAUAUGUAGUCGACACUGCACUAUCGCCUGUUUCUGACCCAAAAAUACCCUAAAUGACUAACAACGUAACCUGCAUGGUGCAAUGAUACGAGUAUCGCACCAGUGCCCCGUUGUGGGACAUUAAUUGGGCUUUUUAUGAUAAAUAUUAUAGGUCUUAUUUAGACUGAAUUUUCUACUCAGAAUUUUCUACACAGCAGGGCACAUUUUUCAAAUGAUUCUAAGAUGUAGAAAUUGAAAUUUCCUUUCCAAUAGAUUAUACCGAGAAGGUAUAAUCUACCUUCCAGUUCAGUCAGUUCAGUCAAAGCAGACAAAUUUGACGUUUCAAAAGUACUUAUAAAAUAUUUAUUCCGAUUAGGAAUUAAUUUUGCUCGUUAUCACUUUGUAAAUUAUUGAAUAACCUAUAAAUAUUUGGAUCAUUUAACAUGGCAAAAGGGCAGAAAACUAAAAUAUUUUCGUGCCAGAAAAAAGUAUGAUCAUAUUGAGUUAUGCUACAGAUUUUAGAAGGUCAUUUAUACUGAUGAAAUACCUAAUUAAUAUACGUCAUACAGAUUUUGGCAUGUUAUAUAUACUAAUAAUAGACCUACCUAAUACGUCAUGAAUUGAGUAUAAUUACAAUCACCCUCCUACAGAUUUUAGAAUUCCAUUCAUACUGAAAAACGCGUAAUAUUCACCAGAUAAUCAAGUAUAAAUAAGAACCAAUGAACAUACAUCAUUAUAAGCUUUUUUAAUAUCCUACACCUGGGAACUGACCUCUGUAAAGAGGUAUAUAGAUCAUAAACCCACCUCAUUGCUCGUAUACGGGCUGGCGACAGUAGUCUGUAAGGUAGGGUCGGGUCAAUAAGCGGGCACAUAAGAUGUAUAUUUUAUAUAAUAUGUAUUUAGACCUCGGACCAAUGUGUGUUGUAGCCCCAUUGUAAAUUGCGACAUAUAAUUGUGUCACAGACAAAUCAUGAAUUUAUUUAAUUAAUUAUAAUAAAUAUGUAAUAAUAAUCCAUGUACAUUUCUAUACACUUUCUUUUUUGCUAUGAGUUUAGUAUGUUUUUUUUUUACAGUUACAACAAUGAAAAUCAACUUGGAGAGAUUUUUUAUUUAUUUAAGGCUAUGUACGGACUGUUAAAAUUUGUCGCGCGUUUUAUUAUUUAGCAUAUCAUAUAGUAAGGUAUCACCGCAUUACUAUAAAAAGUCUCUCACGUUUCAGAAAUACAUGCCUUUAGUGUAAGUUUUAUAAUGAACAAACGUUACAGCCGAUGUGAUGUGAAUCGAUUGCGAAACUGGUGAUUAUAAAUUGCAAUUUUGCAAUUACCGCUAUUGUUUUUAUUGGCUAACCAACAGGAUUCACUCUUUCACACAUUAAUGGUACUCUCGCAAAAUUUGUUGUUGAAUAGUGAAAGCGAAAUAGCAAGCUCUACAUUGUCGCUACACUGUCUUCUCAUAUAUUCGCAAGUAACAAGUUCACACAUAUUGACAGAUUAACGUAACUAUAACGUUACUUUUAUUAAAUUGCACUAAAUCUUGGAGUAAGUAAUGUUAGAGCCACUGCAGUGUUCCACAUACCAAAUGUCACCGCUCGACUUCAGUAACGCGCGUUAAAUUCCUGCUAUCUGUACAUAGCCUUAUAGUACACCUUGGUUGUAUAGAAACUUCCAACUGUUACUAAAACAUAUUGCAUUGAAACAGCAUCGUGGGUGUGACACCUUCAUCCUUCUCAUCUGCUUAGUUGGGCUGUGCCCAGCUGUGGGAAAUCGAUAAGGUUAAUGACAUGAGUCUCUUGUAAUAGAAGUUUCUAUAGAAUCACUAUAUAACAUGCGAGCUGGGUUAUCAAAUGUUAAACUUAGUAACGGCGGGUCCCGUAUAAAAUUGGUAUAUCUUCACGCUGAUUAGAAGAACGAGGUUGGAUGAAAGGAGUUUUAUUAUACAUAACAUUAAGUUUAAUAUAUGUACACAUAAUACAGUACCGUCACUCACUAACAGACUGACUGACAAACAGUGCACAUACAAAAUUGGCAAAUUUAUUUUUUCCCUUUUUUUCGUGUUAUACUAAAUAUUUCAUAUUUAUAGGUAGAAUUCCCGUUCAGAAUCAUAAUAUAGCAUUAUUUCAGGUCGGCAUAAAACUGCAUUAAUUUUUUUUACUAUUACUAAUGUAGUAAACUUAUGAAUAUUGCGAUACUUUAGAUCAGGUAGAAAUAAGGUGCUGCCAAUUUAUGACGAAAAAAAACAACCUGUUUAUCGCCGCUCAGUACAAAGCCGCGCAAGUGUAGUUACCAAAUUUUUCAUAAUAUACAAAAAUACUCUUGCUAAGCGGUGAUAGCUCGAUUGGUAGGACUUCGA
Pararge aegeria (speckled wood butterfly) is the source of this 5787-nucleotide messenger RNA. RefSeq names its product lysine-specific demethylase phf2-like. The transcript has 23 exons. The record is from RefSeq and is a predicted model, not a curated record. Gene Ontology annotation, molecular function: histone demethylase activity; transcription coregulator activity. Gene Ontology annotation, biological process: regulation of transcription by RNA polymerase II; protein demethylation. Bases 13 to 3420 code for a protein of 1135 amino acids. NCBI's taxonomy places the organism in Eukaryota, Metazoa, Arthropoda, Insecta, Lepidoptera, Nymphalidae.